This is a messenger RNA of Pocillopora meandrina, 18193 nucleotides long. The record is from the annotation of a GenBank genome assembly. NCBI's taxonomy places the organism in Eukaryota, Metazoa, Cnidaria, Anthozoa, Scleractinia, Pocilloporidae.
GGCGGUUCUUGCACGUGUGUGAGUGAUGCCGAAACUCUCUUUUUAAAGCUUAAAACUGGGAAUCCGAAAGAUGCCUUCAGAAAAUAUUAUUUCGCGUUUCUGGGAACUUGCGUCAAAUGACGAAACUACCCGUCUGAAAGCAGCUUCACAGCUGUUAGAUUCUUUACACGAAGCUCAAAUGCACCACGAAGAAAAAGUCGAGGUAACAAAACUGUAUGUACUCACUUGUGAGGACACUUUAUCGUGGUAGAUGUAAAACUCAUGCUUGCGUAAUAUUUCGCGUCGGAGAUAUGAAUUAUCCAGAAGGAAGAAGGUCUAAAAAUCCACCUUAAGUUACGCUACCCAGCUGUUGUAUUUUAUGCACGUAACUCACGAGAACUGUCUUUGUUUACAAUGUUAGGUAGAGGAUAAUGCCAACGACGAUGACAAGAAUUUUUGUUGUGACGAGCUGGAAUACAGUGUAAAACGGCUUGUAAAAGGUUUAGCUUCUUCGAGGAAGGGAGCUAGGCAAGGAUUUGCAACAGUGUUGACAGAAGUCCUCUCCAAGUUUGUUUCUCUGUCUCCCGAAAGAGUGCUCAAAUUAAUUGGUGAAAAUUUAGAGGUCACUGGUAGCGCCAUAUCCACGGUACAGAUUAUUUAAAGAGAUUGAGAUGGGUUGUUUUAUACUUUUAACUAAUUUUUCUCGAUAUUUCUUUUUUACCAAGUGUUUCAUUUCAUAUCAAGAUGCUGUUCCCAUUUACAUGUAUGUUUACAUAACUUGUUGUUUUUCGCUUCAGGAAGAAAGAGAUCGUUACAUAGGGCAGUUAUUUGGCAUGGUGUCUGUGUUGAGGUCCCAAUGUGAUCAUGAUAAAAUCUCUGUAAGUGUUAUCUGUACCAGAAUAGUUUUUAGUUCUAAUAGUUUGCCUUUUUUAAAUUUACUAAUGGUUGUUUUAAAAUGCUGGUGAUUUCAUUCACAAGAGGGAGGGAAAUUUCAAACUCAGCAGUCUUUGAAUUGUCACCCAAAGGAAUUGUUUUGAUUGCAAUUUUUCUUUGCUUUUAGACCCUUGACUCAAACUGGCUGAGCCCGCUCAUUUCCAAAGUUAUUGAACUAAGCAAAAAGAAGAGUUAUUUACAGGAGCUCUGUGCCAAGGUCAUUGUAGACAUAUUUCCUUUGGUGAGUAAUACCUGUGUAACCUUUUGUGAUAAAACAGAAAUCAGUCACUGUAGUGUCAUAUCUUUAAGAAUGCGUUCAUCAUGGGAAUAGAAUGGCACAAUUGCAUGACUAUAUGUAAAUUAUGAAUAUUAAUGUUGUGAAAUUUUGUUAGGUGAGGUGAAUAUUGACUAACAUGUGUUGUUAUUUGUGACCAUAUAACCAGAAUAUUGAUAGACUUUACAGUCACUUCAUGUUUAUUUUAAUAUCAGUUGCAGUAUAUGUAAUUAAUCAUUUGAUGUUGAGCCACAGGUACAUGUGAUUGAUGAUUAUUUGCUCACAGCAAAUAUCAUACUACAUACAUGUUUGAGUGGUCCAUUAUGUGUAGAUGUGGUAGACUUGAUCAUGUAAUUACAUUUUAUGUUUUAGUUGAAACUGAGUGUAAGGGACUCAAUCUGAUUUAAAAUUAUUUUGAAAUGUAUUUUUCUUUUUUCCAAGCACAUUAUCAUAGGUGUAAAGCAAAGAAAAAAUAAAUCAAAACUAGUUUGAAACAAUUUCACCUGAAAUUAUGAUCAACUGCAAAAUAUGUCAAGAAGUGGGGUUCAAGAAAGAUUCUUGGUUUAGAAUUUUCAAUUUGAAAUCGUUUUCUUCUGUGUGAGAGUAUAACAAUGAUUUCAAGAUAAAGGGGAAUAAAAAUAUGAAACCUAAACAAAAUCUGAACCAUGACAUACUCUGCAUACAUGAAACAGUGAUUAAUGAUUUGGUUCCAGGUGUCUGAGGAUGUUUUUAAAAAUUGUGUGUAUCCAUCUGUGAAGGAGAUCUUUGAAAGUGGCUGGACACAGGCUACACCUGAGACACUUCUUAUUUCCCUAGCACUUCAGAGAUUCUGGGAGGUAUGUAUUGAAAUGGCAUUAAUUGUAAAAUGCACCUUUAUUUGAUAGCAAAUGAUAUAGCUGACUCUUAAUCGUUGACAAACGCUUGUCAACUUUUAAAAUCUUAAGGCUGAUUUUUAUUUGGGUGAAUAUCCCGAAGACAUUUUACUUUAUCUCCUAGGGUCAUGUUGUGUAUGUUCCUUGAGUCAAUUGCAUGUGCAAAUAUUUCAUCAAUGCAUUGUUACAUUAUAAAUGAUAAAACUGAAUGUAAGAAACAAAAAAGUAGGGAAUCAUUUUAAUUAUUUGUUUAACUGUUAAUAUCCUUUCCUUGCCUCAGGAGCAUUUGGAUAAGAAAGUGAUAAAGGUUGCAUGGAAAAGUCCACUCAUAGCUGACACACAAAAUUACAAGCAGAUGUACACUGUCUUACAGGUACAUGCUCUUGUCAAAAUCAUCAUUUUAUGACCUAUUCCAGUUCUAUGUCAGAAUAAUCUCCUCUUAGUUAAUUGAAUUUGACAACUACUACAAUUAUCAAAGAUAUCUUUUGUCAGAAAAAUGAUGUACACAAUACUGCUCAAAAGUAAGUUGAUGGUGUCAAGUCAAACCUCAACCCUCAAUCCACAAAACAAUCAAAGAUCGAGAAUUGAGGGUUGAGGCUGGAGAAUAUUGUGGUGCUCCAGACUUUUAGGAUCCAAAUUUUUAUUUUAUAAUACAAUUUGCUGCCACUCAUGAUUACCAUGCUUAUCAAUAAAGGGCAAAAUUACUGAGCGCUGAUUGGUUGAGAGAGAGGGCAUUUUUUCUUUAAUCGAUAUUUCAGUUAAAAGCAUUUGUUGUUUUUUGGCAGAAAACAAUGAGCUUUGUUUUACAUUUUGGCAGUGUAUCAUGAUAUUUUGGAAAUAAAAUUUCAAAUUUAUAAUUUGAUUGAUGAUUUGCCGUAGUUGCUUGCCAAAAAAUUUUUCCUUCAGAUCUUCAUUGUGAACUUGUUUUAGGGAUUCCAUCUUUCAUCCCAUCCAAGAAAAUUUUGUCCAUUGUGUUUGGGAUGAAAUUUUUGCUACAUAUUCAUAAGCAUUGUAACAUGCAUAUACAUGUACAUAUAUUAAUUAAAACUAAUUUAUAUUAAUCAGUUGCUUGCCAUUUCGUCCAUGACUUGUUUUAGGAUUCCAUCUCGUCCCAUCCAAGAGUCCAUUGUGUUUGGGAUGAAAUUUUCCUUGCAGUAUGUAAGAAUUCACCUGGUGACUUUGAGAUGUUUUGGAAUACAGUUGUUGAAGGUAGAACAUGAUUUAUCACCACAUUCAUUUAUACAAUAGUUAAUAUGAAUUUCAGGUUACUGUUUCUUUUAUUUUUACAAUAAUCUGUUUGAAAUUAAUAUGAGAUGAUUUUCAGCCACAGUAUUUACAGUCACUGUGUAUUGCUAAGUAAACAUUUAGUAUAAGAAAAUGAUUUUAAGAAAGUCAUUCAGAGUUGCCAAAUUCUUUUGUUACAUGUGUAUUAUUCACAGUCAUUUCUGUUCAUUUUUAAUCAUAAGAUUUCACUGUUUCUUUACAGAUGGCUUGUUUCAGUCCACACAUGAUAGAAAGUUUCUGGGUUUUCAGCUAGUCAAGAAAAUACUGCCUCAACUCAGUGAAAAGGAGGUGAGAAGUUACCAUAUUUAUUGACUCCUGAUGAAAAAGAAACUCACAAGACUGAAAACCACACCAGUUGUUUCAUGUGUAAUAUUUAACACUGUAUAGUUGACUUUAUAUAACAUGUGAAGGCAGACUGGGGGUGAAUGUGUUGGAUUCAGGGUUGAGUCUAUUUUAAAACCUGGCUAGAGCAAUUGUUUUGUUUUGAUUCCUUGCAGGGAUUACACAGUAAUCUCAUAUUGCUAAUUCUCUUUGAUGGGGAGGGUAAUAGGAAUUAGGCUGCAAAAUGUCUGAGGAAGCUAAGCUGACAAAGUAUUGGAAAGUUGGACUGGUAUCUUGUCAAGGGAAUGAUGUUUCCUGCUCUGUGCUUCCACGGCUGGGAUAAAUUCUCAGCCAUGCAAAUGAAACUUGAAAAUUUAACCCAUUUCAAGAAUCUCCUAACUUUGCAAUUUUGUAAACCUUGUCUGAGUGUACUUUUAUUCAGGUGUCAGUUGUGUUUGGUGCUCACAUGAUGAGGAGCUUUAUAAACAGUCUGUCAUCAUCACAGAGUUAUCUCCAUGAGGCAGCAAAACAGUUGGUGAAUAAAAAACUUGCAUUUAUAUAAAAACUAUGUAAAUCUACAGUGUACUACACAAUUAAGAAACUUAAAGGUUGUUAGUGUUGGAUGAUCUGCAAGAUCUGUUUGCUAUGAUACAAAGUUACUGAAGGCAUUGUAAGUUACAGUAUAUUGUACAAGCAUUUUAAGUUACAGUAUAUUAUACAGGCAUUGUAAGUUACAGUAUAAAUAUGAAAAGAAGGCUGUUCAUUUUGUAAGCAAAUGCUCCUUGGGUGACUUUAGACCCCCAUCAAUGAGAAAAAUCUGAAGUACAAGUUUAUAAAUGUAAAAAAGCCUAUUUGGGUGACAUUGCCCCCCCCCUUGAAGAAAGCCUUUUUGAGUUAUUCAUUCAGGAUUAUUUUAAGGUCUUAAUAAUUAUCAAUAACAUCCAAUUUCAUGAAUGUGGGUGACCUGAGUCUACCCCAUCCUCACAGGAAAAGGAAGAGGGGGAUAGAAAAGGACACCCAUCUGUUGUCUGUAUUACUCUACAGUGUAUCUCGAGGACAGAUGUAGUCAACAUUACAUAUGCAUUAAAUUUAAUAAUCCUCAAAAUAUGCUGGACUUUGGUCAGAUUUUCAACUAAAGUUGCAGGAUGAUAUUGUGUAGUAACUUACUUGUGGUUUGUUUAGGGUGGCUGAGCAUUUUAUUGUGAAUCAGAACUGUUUGAGUACAAAUCCAGCCCCUAUACAUAUUAUUUAUUAUUUCACAAUGGGGAAAAUGAGAUGAGAUGUUACCUUUUUUGCAUACUGUCUUGUAGCUUACUGCACAAUUCUAAAUUCUGUUUGUCUUACUGUAGGAUUCAAGUCUUCCUGCUUUAGUGAACCAAAGCAAAGAUCCUGGAGUUCCAGUGGUGGUAUUAAAACAGCUUUUAGGAAGGUACAGUGCUAUAAUUUUAGCAAGUAAAAUAAUUAAACAGGGAAGUUAGCCUUGAAAGAAACCUUGAGCUGUGUCUUGGACAAAAAGAUUUACCUUCACAGUAUGUUUACACUGUGCCUCUGAAUGUCAUGAUUAUAAAAAAUGGAUACCAGAAGUUGAAGAGUGAGGAAAACCUGGGAUAGGUACCUGGCACUAUCUGAUGUAGAGUAGCAUCCCCCUUCAUGUGGAGAUGCAAUACUCCAAGUUACUUUUAGGAAUGGAAACUGGGAUUAAGUCUGACGAUAAAGGGGCACUCUGCUCGUAAGACCUGUUUACAGAAACCCUUCAGUUGACUACUAAUCCAAAUUGUGUGGGUUUUUCUUUUAGACAUGGCAUUAUGCAUUUUGACAAGCUGACUAAAACAAGAACUGUGGACAGUUUACUUGGAACAGUGAGUUGUAACUUUAAUAGACUUUAUUAAUAGGAUAUUCUGCUAUACUAAGCAGAUUGUUUUGCUUUUCUUUAAUUUUCAGCUUGAGAUGGAAGUGGCUGUUGCCAUGCGGAUCAGUUUUGAAUGUUGAUCAUGAUGUAUUGGUUGUUCAUCUCUGCUAAGUUUUUUUUAAAAUUUUUUUUACAGCUUCAAGGAUCAGGACCACAGAUGUUUGUAGCAUGGCUGCUUGAUAUUUUUGAGAAAGGAAAUUUUGAAGAUUCUACAGAAUCAGAGUAAGGAUCAGUGAAAAUUAUUCAUGAAUUUAUAUAUACUUGACACUAUGUACGAUAAUACUGUAAUGAGCAUGUUAGUAGCCAGUGAAAAUCCUGGCCAGUGGAGUUGCUGCAGAACACUGACCAGCCACCUUUACACAACAGCCUCUUGCCCCCUCCCAAAAAACAGAGCUCAUGCAUACAUGUGCACUUACACCUUCCCAUAACAGUCAUCUCUCAACAUUGGCCAUUUUCCUAUGUCCUCAAUGAGGCCACUGUGGAGAAGUUUCCCUGUCUCUGGGUGUUUUUUUUUUUGUUUGUUUGUGCAUACAUGUAUGUGAGCGUCAGCUGUCUGUCAGUGUGUCUGUUUGUCAGUCAAACUUUCCUUGUAUCUUUGUGUGUGCCUGUCUAUCUUGGAUAAUCGAUGUGCAACCCUAGCUUGUAUAGCUGUGAAGUUUUCAUUCACUCUGUAUCAUCUUUGUGUUCUAAAUUAUUUGGUCACUAUGUAACAUUUGUUUUCUUUCUAGGUCCUUAACAAAGAGUGAAGAGUCAAGUAGGAUUGCAGUUUUAAACCAAGUUAGUGUUGUCGAUAAUUCCCCUCUUGAUCUGUCUCUAUAUCUGGUUAUUAAAAGUUUGCACCAUGUAUUUACAGUGUAAAAUAUAACGUUUUAUUAUUAUUAUCAUUAUUAUUGUCAUUACUAUACAAGACUUUAACUAGACAUACGAGACUACAAUGCCCUAUAUUAUGUUUAACUUAAUAAGUUGAAGAAAAAAGUGUAAAACAUAACUUCUCUUUUGUCUUACUUUUGUACUGUAAUCAGCUUUAUCAGUUGGUCAAGAAGAAGUCAGGUGCACAUGAGGGGAACUGGUUACAAGAUGUGCUUUUCUUCUUCCUUAAGCAUGCAUAUUUCCAAACAGUUGGAAAGAAUAAAAAAGUUAGUAUAUUUAUUUUGAUAUUCACAGUGAAUUAUAACUUAUUCAUGUAGAGUAUUUGUAUCCAUUAAGAAAUGCUCGUAAUGCUUUUUGAAACAAGUAAAACUUGCUUGAAACUCACAUUUCAGCAAAAGAUAGUCUCUUUCAGAUCCAUUUUUCUCUCAAGGAGACUAUCAAUGAUUGUUGAUGUGAUAAAACUCAUUGUAAAUUUCAUUGUUUUUUAAUUUACAUGUAAACUUUGAAGUUAUUGGUCAGGUACUGUUAUAUUUUUAGAUGCUGAAAUUGAAAACAGCUAAAUUGCUUACAUGCAUGUUUGUCUUUGUACUACAUAUAACAGGAAACUUUGCCAGCUUCAGUGAGGCAGAUUUGUGAACAGAGAUUUGUUAGUGCACUAAAAGACUUAUCAUCUAGCAGAGAGAUGAAAUCGUUUGAGCUCCAUGAUAUUGUGCAACAUGCCAAGGUACUGACUAUUGAAUUUGAAAGUGUUCUUCGCAGUAAUGACACCACACAAGCAGUAGUGAAAAUUAAGGCCUGAAAAAAAUAAAUUCAGGCCUGUACGGGGUUUGAACCCAUGACCUCUGCUAUACCGGUUCAGCACUCUACCAACUGAGCUAACAAGCCAACUGGGAGCUGGUCAUUAUGUUGGUUAUCACUUAGCUUAAGUAGUGUUCAUUACUACCAAGAUCGCUUUCAAAUUCAUUUCUUAAACCGCAGCUCACAUAUUGUACUUUCACUCAUACGAAUUUAUUUAUGCUCAUUCGCGUGAUUGUAAUUUUGUCAUUUUCAGUUACCGUAUUCAACAAUGUGUCAAGUUUGUUCUAGUAAAGUUUGAAAUACGAGUGAUUAGCGUUUGCGGCUAUACAUAUAUGAUUUUCAUAUAAUUAAAGUCAUGUACUGACUAAUAUUCUGUACAGAUUAGUCAUACCUUUAAGACUCUUCAUGGCUUACAGUUAACUGCGUCGUACAUUUGUGUGAGUUUUUUUGUUAAAGUUUAGAUAUCAAUGUAACUGCCACAGCACUCAUGACAGGCGUUAUCAUAUCAUUCAAUGUAUUUAUUGUCAAUUUGAUGAACCCUUUCAAAUUCUCCUGACAUCUUUCACUAAAAAUACCUCCCCAAAGCAGGUGGUGGUAACCUUUUAUCGCAUUUAAAUUCUUGAGGUUGUUGUAUCUACUACUGAUCUCUCAACCGUAAAUUUUUCUUUGGUCUUUAAGAUACCGUUGAAAAACUCACAUUUGGUCGUUUCUUUCUCAAAGCAUUUGAUACAAUUUAGGCUAAUUGUUUACCUUCUCUGUGCAUCUGUUUCGGACAGGAACUAUUGGAGCCCGGUGAAUACAAAGUGGCCUCUGAUUUGUGGACGGAAGAGGUAUACGUCUGGUUUAUGAAUUCUCGUCCAAAUUGUCCUCGCACUCGAGUGUAUUGCUCUAAAUCAUUUAUUAUGUUUGUAUGCAUGAGAUAACACACCCACCGGCUGUUGCGCUGCUACACGAUGGCACUCCCCUGAAAAAAAGAGCGCCUGAUGCAAGUUAGGCAUACAGUACUCCCGAUCAGUUUAUGCUUUAGAUAACGGGGUGAAGUAGGUAUAGCGGUGACUCUGUUUUUCCAGAUAAGGUUCCACAAAACUAUGGUUAAACAAAAAUAUCUUCUCUUUAUUCAUGCAAGAAAUAGCUUCUGUGUUUUCAAUCUUUAGUUAAUGCUCCAAUUACGAUGGCGUCGCCUUUUUUCCGAUGAACGCAUUCUUUCGACAAAUCCAUUUCUGUAGCAAGUUGUGAAGGAUGCUAAAUUCGUUUUUUCUUACAAAUGAAUAAAGGGGUUAAGUUUUUAAGGAAACUGUGGGGCUACGUCGGUGGGAAAGUAUAACAAGACAAUCUGGUAUUAUCAACUGAGUUGAUGACGAUAAUUGGCCACUGUUAAGAGUUUUCUUUCAAAGCUAAUUUCUGCAAUUUUUUAAAUUUUCUUACAGGCAGAAAAAGCUUUCAAGAAAGCAGUACAUAGUAUUGAAAAGAUUCGCAAAAAGGUACCUAAUUGCUUUUUUGACUCAGUAUUUUGUUUUGCUUUGCUUUGUUUCGAUUUUCUAGUUUUGUUAGAAGGCGUCCAUUAGGAACGACAUAGUACACAUAGAUACGUUUUUAUGUUGUCUCGCGCAGAGAAGGAAAAGUGGAGAGUCUCGACAUGAGGAUGAGGUUUUUGAACUGCUGUUUACGCACAUGGCUUUGAAUUUAUUUACUGAACCAGAACAAGCCAUGGACAUUUUAAAGGUACAUUUCUGAAUCUACGCUAAACCACCCAUGCAUCUAAAGGAAUUCUGUUUAUACAUGUAGCAGUAAUUUAAUAACUGUGUAUCUUUUUGAUGGUUUUGAAACUCACAUAUUUCUUAUAGUAUCCGGACACUUUUGGGAAGGUUAAAUGUCUCAGAUUUUUUGGUGUUAUUAUAGGAGCUAAAAGCUUGCUACGAAAGACAGAAGACCAAACACGAGGAGAAGGGUGAUGGUGAAUAUUGUGUUUGUUUUGUGACUGCUAUUGCAUGUUAAAUACUUUGUGGACUGUGCCAGCCUUAUAGAUGUUUUGGCGAGAAUAGUUUUGACUUCUUUUGAACUUCGCUAACUCAACAACUGUAUGAAAGCCCAACGAUCUUACUGUAUGCGUUAAAAUAGAGAGACUUUCUUUAGUGGUUAUUCAUAGAGGGGUUUUCCCUUCACAUAUACCUGAACAAACAUCAUGUUGAACAAUAGUCUACGACUGGAUUUAGCAAUAUUUGAUUUGACAUUUGGUAAUGCUUGAUGCUGGAAGAAAGUUGAGUAUACACCCUGCAAAUGAAGAUACAAUUCACUUGCAUGAAAUAAUAGUUAGCACAUGAAAUAAACAUCUCGCUAUUCACUUUAUAUUAAGUUGAGAAAAGAAAACUAGAAUUGCCAUUUCUUACAAAUGUCAUCCGUACUCACAAUGCCACGUAUACACUUCUGCUGACCUUAUGUUUGUUUUUGUAGAGGAGCCACAUUGGGUAGAGGUUCUGACUGAAGUGUUACUCAGUCUGUUGACCAAAACCUCAAGUCUGUUCCGCCAUGUUGUUGAUCAAGUCUUUGUCCUACUUGCUCCCCAUUUGACUCAGAAUGCUCUAAACAUGAUUUUAGAGGUACAGUAGGACUUUCUAAGUCUUCAUUGAGUACUUCGUAUUGAGGAUUCGUCAUCAUCAUCAUCUAUUUGCCUCUUUUGACAAUAAAAAGAAAAAACCAUAAAUUUAAAGCAUUACAAUGAUAAGACGAGGAGACCUCAAGAAACCACCAGGUUUCCGGGAGAAAACAAUAUAUCUAUCGUGAUUCAUCGUGAGGCGAAUUACCUCUCUCUUUGUUUGAUAGCCCAGCUCAAAAUUUACCAUCUUUCUUGAUCAGUUCGUAGGACACGUGUCACGUAUGAAUCUAGUUAUGACCUAGCUCCUCAUGGAGUUCUCUGUAGCUCAGGGGUAAAGCGUCGGAGCGCGGAAUCCGACGGCUUGGGUUCCGAUUUCUCCUGGGAAGGACUCAGAAUAUUUCUUUGUCUCACGCUCUUGUUAGGACAAUAAACAUCUUUAGUUGUUUCAGUAUUUAUUUUUCUUGAGGAGACCUUAUGAAAAUAAUCCCCUUGUAUCACAAGCGUGAAACGUUGAACUGAUCUCAAUAUGAUCGUUGCUCUGAUGUAACUAUUUUGUUACUGUUGUUGCUUUAGAGCCUGGAUACUAGAAAAGGAAUUAAUGGUGAAAGUUUAGAGAUUGUCGAUGAAUCAGGUGAGUACAUAUUAAAUUAUGAAACUUAUUAUUUCAUAAUUUUAUUCUUGCGUUGUAUUUUCUUCCCCUUUUCGGUCUCUCCUUUAAGGUAAACGCGUGGCAAUGCUGACAACUGCUAUAAUUUUGGCGUGCUGAUCCAACUUAAUUAUUUAUCUGUAUGGCAAAAGUUCCAAAAGUAACUAACGAGCAGAAGCUGUUUCAAUUUUGGUCAGUGUAGUAAAUUAUUUAUUUUAGAACUACUAUAUAUACUUGUAUUUUAUUUUCCAGAUAUCGAAGAGGAUGAUGAAGAAAUGGAGGACGAUGAAGAAAAAGAAAAGGUGACAUGACCAAAUAUGAAAUUACUUAAUUUUCACACUUUAUAAGAAUUUGAUGGCGGCUUAAAGAUAUAUCAAGAAAGACAAUACUCAAGCAAAAGAAAAAAGUACGGCAAUUAUAAAGCACUUUUCCAUUUAGUGUCGUAAAGCUAACACCAAGGUAACCACGUCAGCCAAUCAGAAGAAACGAAAGUACCUUUAAGAGCCAAUGAGAACUCAAGGUAAAAACAAACAAUUUGCCUAAAGCGCGGGAAAACGCGGGCGACCAAGUCGUGAUUGGUUUUAAAUUAUCAUUCAAUUGGUUGAGGAAGUGGCGCGAGUUUCCUGGACCAAUCACAGAGCGAAGUAAAGGAAAACCAAUGCAACCUCAGAUUACUUCGACUUUCAAUUGAAAAUUGCUUUAAAAGCAAAUACGACGAUGAUAACAUGAACGACGAGAAUGUGUGGUGUUUUAUCUUGUGUUGAAAUUCACUGCGCUGUUUUAGGAAGAAUCAAAUGGCGUAAACGGUAAAGGUGAAAGUGGCGAUGACGAUGAUGACGAGGGUGUUAGCAGCUCAGAUGAGGAAGAGGAAAAUGUUGGUGCAGUGGACGAAGCUUUUAGAGCUGAAGUACAAGCUGCCCUCGGUCCAGCCAUGGUGGACGUGGACAAGGAGGUUUGUUAUGACAGAAUCGCGAGAAAGAAUGCUGUAUUGAUAGUGUGUAAACAGUCCUUGUUUAUGUAACAUUUUCUCGCCAACUGGCUCCCAAUACUCGCAUAGGGUGUACUCGUGCUUUAGUCACUAGCUCAGAAGCUGGCGGCUUGAAUUUCGACACUUAGAUCCUUUGGAUUUAAUCGCGAGAAGGAGUAAAAGAAAUUAGAUACUUUUUCACCUUUAACUGUAUUACGUGCAAUAGUUUUCCCAGCAGUAGUGUUUCGCUGGAAACAGGAUUCUGAGGUUUUGACUCCGAGGCUACUAUUGAUACAAACUGAUAUUUUCGGAAUGUUGUCGCUGUAUUUCAGUACCGCAGAAAAUUUAGAGAAUUUCCCCCUGUAGCUUCACAAUCUUAUCGGAGUGCUGAUGUAUCGGCUCUAACUGGUAAAAAUUUCCCAAAAAAGUUACCAGCGAGUAUUAGAUUACAAUAAAACCUUGUUUUUAUAUCAUUGAGCAAGUUCGGACGACAGAUGAUCCAGUAACGGGAGUAAAACAAAAAAAACAUAAGAUUACAUAAGGAAGAAGAGAUGGAAAGCAUUUAGCGGAUAUUCAUCUACUGACCUCGUUUUAGCUAAAUUUCGGUCAAGAUCUACAGUAUUUCGACCCCAGGCAUGCAUGUAUAUCUCCGUGAUAAAAAGGGACCUAAAGAAAACUUCCGAUGUGAUCCACACGGAGAGUAUCCCUGUAUACACGUAGUUGCCUAAGAUGGAAAUGGUAAUUUUUCUUUGUAGGGAAGUAGCAGUGAUGAAGACUUAGACGAUGAAGCGAUGAUGAGACUCGAUGGCGCCCUCGCCGCUGUUUUCAAAUCUCAGUUGCAGGCCAAAAGGGACAUAAACAAAAAGAAAGGUGACGUUUUGUGUCCAAGUCGCUUACUGCUUGGUGGGCCAUGCCAUUUAAAAUGUUUUAAUUGCUUGCGCGUUCAUCCCUUAACCCAUUGUUUGAUUAAAGAGUCUUCUUAAUGUCUAUUAAAUCAUUAUGAGAAGUUGCCUAUUCUUUUUAAGGGCUGUACCUUUUUUAAUUUUGGUAAAUACUACUAGCUUUUGCCAUACAUAGGUCACUUACCUCCUCAUCUUAAUACUUAACCGGCCUUAAUGAGAGACGGGGGAAAGAAAGAAUUAGUCCGGUCAGGUCACAAGACUAAGUCACUUCUGUCGAUUGAACUAAUCAUUUCGCGGAGAACAAGAUUCUAGCGGAGUCGAAAGCUCAGAGUUUUGUUCCUUUAGAGUGUUACACUAACAAAUUAAGUUAACCCUUAAUUUACACCAAAUAUUUUAGCGUGGAAGAGGUGAGUUUCGUGGCUUACUCCUCUCUUCUAGUUAUUGGGCACCUAAUCUCGCUUCUAUUUUUAUUUUUGGAUUUUGAGCAGAUGCCAGGAAGAUCAUUCUCCAUUUUAAACUGAGGUAAAGUUCGGUCUUUAGAGAUCCGUUUUCUUUUACAUUGUACUUAAUCUUUCUUUAGUUUUAUCAGGUUUGGAUAAACUUGUUUAUUUCGUUUUAUACUCUUUUCAAGGGUGCUAGAUAUUAUAGAGAUACUCAUCAAGAAACAAGCCUCCAAUCCACUGAUACUCGUAAGUAGAACUUAAAACUUUCCCUCUACUGGAAUGCCAUUUUUCCCGGAAUAAGUGUACUAUAUUAAGAUAAUUUUAAAGUGACACUACGAGUAUUUUUCAAGCAGUUUUAAGAGUUUGAAAAAAUUCCGAACUUCUUAUGUGUUACGUACACCCCAAACAUCUUGUCAAUUUGAAGCUCUUUGUGCAAUACUGAACGUGAAGGUUCUUGAAGGUUUCCUUAUUGCACAGACAGCUAUCGUGAUGCUCAUCCAUAAUACGAAGGAAGCGAGUGGCCUCAAUUUCCGCAGAUUUUGUAACUAGAUCUCUUGAGUGUAUUUUUCUGUGGCUAAACAUUCAGGAAAAUUCAUCAACUAUUCACAUCCCUCUUUUUCUAUUUAAUUCACGAUUAAUUCUUGUAACGUGUGCAUGAUGGUUUUCUUAGGAUAUUUUAGCUCAUAAUCUUCCUUUCGGAGACGGGACGUUUUACUAAGUUAUCUGUGUGGAACGCAUGAAAUCACGUUGAUGUUUUACGAUGUAUUUCCUUGUAGGAGUUGAUUAUUCCUCUGUUGAAUGUGACUUGGUCUGCACUGAACUCUAAGGAUUUCCAUACAUUAGGCGAAAAGGCUCAAGCAAUCUUUCAAAACAAGUUAUGCACGGCAAAAGAGGUAAAUAUUUAGGUGAUAGCAGAAACUCACAGAAGGUUAAAAUCAUUACAGUUACAUUUUUCAAACAUGUAGGAUCUUAAUGUAACAUGUUUGUAAGUUUGUAAAGAAUGAAUUUUUUUUUUACCCAUUUAAUAAAUAUAAUUCUCGGACGAGCAGGAAUUUUUGAUUACGACGUUCUAAACUUUUUCCUAUAUUCUUACGGAAUAGCUAUGGAAAUUAAGAAAAGCUCUCGAAAACUUAUGCUCUUUUUAUUUGAAUUGAGUUAUUUUGCCAGUCGACUAAAGAUGCGAUCAGAGGAAGUGAUGAAAAAAAGAAAGAAGAUUAAAAAAAUAAUCAGAGAAGCAAGAAAUUCCAGUUUGCCUGAAACUACACUGGGUCAUCUUCGCGAAGUAGCGUUACUAGUUUGAUAUUGGAAUAAGAUAAAUAAUCAUGAACGACAUGGUAGUUCAUUUCAGUUUUCUAAUGUACUCGUGAUUUUUCUGUGGUUCAAAGCUACUUCCCAUAUGUAACACUGCAGAUGCCGAAAUCAUUUGAUGCAUUUUUGUGUUAUAGCUUCCACCGGUCUCGGCUAUCAACGCCAAAGACGUUCACAAAAAGCUUGAAAAUCUGAUUCAGAAAGCAAUGAUGGGUGAGGCAUUUACAAUUUACUCGAUUUCUAUUUACCAUUUUUGCCGCUUUUGUGCUUUCUGACAUUUUUUUCCGGCCUUUUUUUAAGAAUACAGCCCUAAGUUGUUACGUUUUCUAUUCUCGUCACUUGUCUAGAAUGUACUGAAACCAAAAUGAAAUAGUUAACCUAAAUGGGGACUUGUAUGAGCUUAUUGUGCAAAUUUUAAUGAUUUUAUCUUUAUAGCUCCCUCGAUGGCGAUUGUCUCACUGAUAACGCGUGGUUGUUUAUAUUUGGUAAGAAGUGUCUAUCGAUGUUUUUUACAACUUUUAUUUAUCUAUUUAUGAAUUGAAAGUUAAGAGAACAAUAUACGAUAUAGGCACACAUUUCGAAGUCUUGCCUUUUACGAUCCUAUAUUCAAUUGUUUUUGUUUAGGUUCGUGUAUUGAGAGGCUCGCAGACGAAGCAGUCUGUCGCUGUUGGAAAGAAGAAAAAAGAAGAAAGUUGUAACGAGGAAACGGCGAAAGUAAGUAAAAGAAAUGAGAAGUAAGUAAAAGAAAUGAGAAGUCAUGUAGUGUUGCUGUUGUUGUCUUACUGCUCCAUUCAGCCUAAGCUUCUUGAAGAUUAAAAAGGUAUGUUUGUAUGUGUUGGAGACCGUAAAAUCGUUUCCUUCCAUAUCAUUUUAAAGCCUACCAUAGUGUGACACAAAAGUUGUCAAUAGUUUCCGAAUAACUCCAGGGUUGCAUUGGUUUUGCUUUACUUCGUUUUAUAAUUGGUCCAAAACGACUUGCGCCACUCUCUCAAACGAUCAAAUGCAAAACUUAACCAUUCACGACUUAAUCACCGGCGUUUUCGCGCGCUUUUGACAGUUGCCUCUUCAUUGGCUCUCAGGGGUACUUUUCUUUCUUUAAGUUGCCGUUGUGAUUACCCCGAUACCCAAUCGGAAAGCGCUCGUAAUUAAACAAGGGGUUUGUAUCGCGGUCGAGUAGAGCAAGUGUUGUUUUGAGGUACUCUUUACCAUUUCCUCCCUACAGCUGUGCUUGUUGAACACUAAAAGGGUGACAGCGGCAUUUAAGAAAGCUCUGGAAGACUUCAUGUUAAAGAGGUGCGUAGUGUAUGCGCAUUGGUAAUUUUAGGGGUCUGACUUCGUUAACGAGGACUCAUAGGGGGUAACUUCUGUUUUCCAAGCUUCGCCAGUGAAGCUUCAUUUUAAUUUUUAAGUACUCUUUUGUCUAGAUCUCUUAAGUUUUACUACGAAAACGACGAUAAUCUUUGUGUUUGACACUGAACGGGUCAGAUUUGCUUCUGAGCUUAUUUAACUAUAGUUUCCAGUUUACAUUCUGCGUUUUCAUUCUGUAGGAGUACACACCUUCAUCCAGUGCUGUUCACAGAACUGAUAAAGCGAUUCCCGGUGAGAUGCAAGAAUUAGCCUAUAAACGAGGAUUUAUAAACUUCCUAUGCUUUACGGCAGACACCAAUCUAGAAAACUUGAGAAAAGGCAGACAUCUUUCUCUCCAAGAUUUUCUUUACUUUUUUGCUUUUUUUCUUGACACCGCCAAACGGUCUUGUGCCGUAAUGUCUGGAAAGCAUAGUUUGAAGAAUUGAACUAACUGGUAGCUAACUAGUAAUGUUUUUAUUGUUAAGAAUGAUUGAAUUACUCCAAAUGCAGACCUUGCGUUGUCCAUGGUUGGAGAAUGGGUUGGAAUAUUGCAUUUUGUACUAUUAUUUUUUGUCACAAUUUAAUCAGAAAUACUAAGAAUCUUCUGUUUCCUACUCGAUUUCAGCAUCUUGGAUGGCAUUUAGCUGCAGAUUUAGUUGAAUACCUCGAAACUGCAGUUAACAAUUUCAGAAAGGUAGGUACUUAAUAAUAUCAAAUAUAAACUGUUCUAUUCCUUGUGUUUAGCCUUUGUAGUUUAUUAUCCAGAUCGUACAACUGAGCGGUAAAUAGCUAGUUUUGUAAAAUCCCUCAUUUGAACUAAUAUUUAUCUCAGAACCAGUAUGCUUUAUCGAUAUUGCCUUUUAUUGUUUUACGUUUCAGAGCCAAGCAUGUUUGAUGCUCUUACAGUUGAUGUCGCAAAAGGUUAAUAGAGAGAAAAUCACGGGUGAUAUUUGUUGACUCAUUUGUCGUUUGUUGCUACUUUUCUUUUCCUUGCCUUAUUUUUCUUCGUUUAUUUUUUCCUUCUUAGACUCCAGACCAUUCCACUCUUAUAAGAAAUCUCGCUCCAUCUAUACAAACGACUUUGAACUCAGUAAGUACCUGUCAUUUUUCAUCGUCUGUGAAGCUAACAAAAGCAUGGGAAAAGUUCAAGGAAUAGCAAAUACGAUAAAAACAAGAAUAGUAUACAUUUCAAAAGGAAAACAACUUUCCCAAAGCAAAAUUUCAAACAAACUUGCAUCGUAUAGUCUGAUCAUCCAGUGGAGAGUUGCUGUGGGAAGGACUGUUGUCGUUAACUUUGACUGACUUUUCGACAACUCGAGCGGAGGUUAUCGUCUUAGUCAAGGGACUCAUUGUAGCUUGAAUUUGAUGAUGAAUUUCUUUACGGCUUUCGAAACUUUUGCUACCACUACCUGAUAACAAUCCUGCUCAGAACAAUAAUCAAUCGGACAAUCAGACUACGCAAUCACAUGUUUUUCCCCGGUUCAAACCAUUUACUGUUAGUAACUACCAAGAAAACUUUUUGCUUUUCGUGCUGUUUUAAAGUAGUAACUCCGAGUGGUUCCAAGUUUGAUCGCCGGUGAUUUUACUCAGAGUGAAUUGUCACAUUGUAUGAAGAAGCGCAGUUUAUUUAAUAGUGGAAGUGGCGGCAUGCAUAACACCAUUAGUUGGCGUUAUUUUAUGUCAACUGUCGAAAACUACUUUAUUCUCUUUCCAAGGUAAUGACCAAGGUCGCUGAAUCCGAUUCAGAUGUGAAGAUGAGACAUCUUCGAGAAAUUCUUAAACUCACCACAAAGUUCAUCAAUGAAGUAAAAAAUACGGAAGAGGUAGAAUGUUCAUGGUAUUUUUGGCAAAGUGAAAGCUGGAUAAAUUCAAUGUUGGAGUUUUCUUGAUUUGUGAAGCGAUUGUGAAAAUAGUUUCCUCUUUCCUCUUUGUUUACCUGGAUCGGGGAUCUUGAUUUUUCGAGCAACUGCGUGUCAUGUGAAACUCUUUGUAACUUGAAGGAGAAUACAGAAUAUUCGUUUAGUAAACUGGAUAAACGAUAAUAACGAAUCUAAAUGGAAGAAAGAUGGCUUAGGAUGGAGAAGGUUGACUUUCACAUGUAGCUCGUUGUGUAGUUCUCAUAUUGUGAUUAGAGGUAAAUUGUAUCUCGUUUCUUUUAGGCUGCAGCAGUAUUACGGAUAGAUCAGCUCAAGGAAGGAGUGACGCGAAUCCAGGGGAGUGCGUUAGCUAAAAAGUCCCCAGACAUUAAGGGUGUUUGUAACGUAAUCCUCUCUAACUUGUCUCGGUAAGUUACCGGUGUAAUGUUUGAAUGAUGUUCGGUGACUGCAAUUAAAGGUUACACAGGUAGCUAUCAGAUAAAAAUUGCCAUUAUAAACAUGCGCAAUCGACCUUUCUAGUAUUAAACUUAGUCCUCUCGAUAGAUUCUCUUAACAUCUCAUCGCUUUAUUUACUGAGAGGUAAAAUUAGAAAAUUUAAAUUAUGUUGACUUUCAGGUCGUCUUCUGAAAAAGAAACAAAAAUGAAUAACUCGAGAAGAAAACGAGAAGCAAAUGGGCACAUAAAAGACGAAACAAAAACCACCGGUGUUGGGGCUGAAUCUAGUCCGAUAGGAAAAGAAGGGAAGAAGAAACGAAAGAAGAAAAAAAAUUAAGAGUAGAUAGAAAAUUCAAGCUGCAAUAAAUUGUCAAUAAACUACACUUCAUUUUUACCAUUGAAAAAAGAAAACAGUAAAGAAUAUUUGAACCAGAA